Molecule: messenger RNA, 1320 nt
Organism: Schistosoma haematobium
Lineage: Eukaryota; Metazoa; Platyhelminthes; Trematoda; Strigeidida; Schistosomatidae
Product: pre-mRNA-splicing factor cwc22
Exons: 3
Coding region: 1-1320 (439 amino acids)
Biological process (GO): mRNA splicing, via spliceosome
Cellular component (GO): catalytic step 2 spliceosome
Molecular function (GO): RNA binding
Source: RefSeq, a predicted model, not a curated record
AUGAAUAAUGGAAAAUUCCGCCAAGCUUUACAGAAGAUUCGUCGUGAUGGAUGGAAAGAUCAUCCGAUUGUCUUGCCAGAACUUGAUUUAAUUCAAGAAAGUGAUCAAAUCACUCAUACAACUUCACUUCUUGAUCAAGUAGAUCCAGAGGAACAUUUGAAUGUGUUUAAAUUCGAUCCAGAAUUCUUGGCAAAUGAAGCAAAGUAUGCUGAAAUCAGAGCAGCAUUAUUUGAAUCGAAUGAAGAUUCAGAAGCUGAGUCAGAUGGUGAAAAUGAAGGUGAAGAUUCAGACGAAUCAGGUGAUGAAGAUGAUGACGGUGAUGAAGAGGAUGAAGAACAUAAACGUAGUGCCGCUGCAACUGCAGAGAAUCAACAAACAAUUAUUGAUCAAACAGAAACAAAUCUAGUCCACCUACGUCGUACCAUCUACUUGAUGCUGCAAAGUAGUUUAAGUGCAGAUGAAGCUGGACAUCGUCUUCUGCAGUUGAAAAUUAAACCUGGAGAAGAGUAUGAAGUAGCUUCUAUGGUUUUAGAUUGUUGUGCUCAAACACGUAGUUAUGAAAGUCGUUAUGGUCGAUUAGCUCAAAGGCUUUGCCGAGUUGUCUUUCCAUCUAGUACCCCAUCCAGCACGGGAUCUACUACUGUUUCUGUAAGCUCCGACUUAGGUCCCGGUAGCCGAUAUCGAAGUAAUAAAGAGGUCAGUAAGCCUACAGCGAAAGAAGAGACUCCUGCACCGGUUGUAGAAGAAUCAGGUCCACCCGUAGUUAUGUUGCUCAGUUUGAAAAGAUUUUCUCUGAACAAUACUCAAUUAUUCAUAGAUUGGAAACUGCAAAAUUACGUAAUGUUGCUUUCUUGUUUGCCCAUCUUUUAUACUCUGAUUCUAUAUCAUGGGGUGUAUUUGAAUGUCUCUGGCAAAAAAGAAUCUGAAUCCAAGAAUAAACUAUCAUCAUCCGUCUUAGGUGAUAUAUCAAUUUCAUCUUCAUCGUCUUCUUCAAGUUCAUCUAGUGGUGAUAGUAGUAGUAGUGAAUCAGAGUCGAGUUGUUCAAAUGAUGAAAAGCAUCGUAAAAAGAGGAAACAUUCUAAAGACAAGCAUAAAUUACAAAAGAAAUCACAUAGCAAUCGUCAUCAUGACGAACAUCACCAGCAACAUAAAUCUUAUAAACAUACUUCAUCGAAACACUCUGAAAUGCCAUCGGAUAGAAUUUCCAAACAUUCUGAUUCAACACAUAAAAAUGAUAAAAGGUCUCGUUUAAAAACUCGUCCUGUAGACACUCCAUUUUCAAUGAUACACCCAAUUCGCCUGCCCAUUCACGUCAAAUAA